GUUCAUAAACCCCCUAUCCUAUCCAUCUUCUCCGGUUAACUUAACCAUAGUAGGCGCUCAUUCUUUUCCACUCCAUCACUCCAACUCACUACACUCCAAUCUGCAUUCAACCCAUUUCCCCCCUUCCUUCUCCCUCCUAUAUAUAUCCCUCUAAAGUUACACUUCGUAAAUUCACACCUCUCUCUCUCUCUAGGCCCUCCUCUUCAAUUCAAGCAGUCUCUCUCCUAACCAUCAGCAGAACGACAGAAGAAGUAGCAGCGGAGGUCUUUCAUUUCAUACCCAGUUAGUUAAUAAACGGUUCCUCCUCUCUCCCCAUUUCACCCUUAAUUCCUAUCUUCUCCAAUUUUAUUCUACACUGUUGGUUUUCAGUCUCAUUAGAUCUAAACCUAACUACCCAUUUCUGAUUCUCACCGGUUCCGACGAUUUCGAAAGAUGAUUUCAUGGGGAGAUCUCUACACGGUCUUAGCCGCCAUGGUUCCUCUCUACGUGGCUAUGAUCUUAGCCUAUGGCUCAGUUCGGUGGUGGAAGAUUUUCUCGCCGGACCAGUGCUCCGGCAUCAACCGCUUCGUCGCUAUAUUCGCCGUUCCACUUCUCUCCUUCCACUUCAUCUCCACCAACAACCCUUACAAGAUGAACUUCCAUUUCAUCGCCGCCGAUACAUUGCAGAAGAUAAUUAUGAUCGUCGUUCUCGGCAUCUGGGCUAACUUUACCAGGAACGGAAGCCUUGAAUGGUUAAUCACAAUCUUCUCUCUUUCCACGCUGCCCAACACCUUGGUUAUGGGGAUCCCUCUCUUGAUAGCCAUGUAUAAUCCGGAGGCAGGCAAUCUCAUGGUUCAGGUCGUCGUGUUGCAGUGUAUCAUCUGGUAUACACUGCUUCUGUUCCUCUUCGAGUACCGUGGCGCGAAGAUGCUGAUCAUGGAGCAGUUCCCUGAUACCGCAGGGUCGAUCGUCUCGUUCAAGAUCGACUCCGAUGUCGUGUCGCUCGACGGCCGGGACUUCUUGGAGACGGAUGCGGAGAUCGGAAACGAUGGGAAGCUUCACGUGACUGUGAGGAAGUCGAAUGCGUCAAGAAGGUCGCUUGGACCGGGUUCACUCUCGGCAUUGACGCCUCGCCCAUCCAAUCUCACCGGGGCAGAGAUUUACAGCUUGAGUUCGUCGAAGAAUCCAACGCCGAGGGGUUCGAAUUUUAACAACUCGGAUUUCUAUUCAAUGAUCGGACUUCAAGGCUUCCCAGCGAGGCAGUCCAAUUUUGGACCGGGAGACUUGUAUUCAGUACAGUCAUCGAGGGGUCCGACCCCGAGGCCGUCGAAUUUCGAGGAGAAUUGUGCCCCAGCUGCAGCAGCAGCAUCCGUCACCUCUCCUCGCUUCGGCUUCUAUCCUGCUGUGCCGACUGCGAGCACUUAUCCUGCGCCGAAUCCGGAGAUUUCUUCAACCGGCACCAAAAGCGCAAAGAAAGAGCAGCAACAGCAGCUGCAGCAGACGACGACGCAAGCGCAAGGACAGGGCAAAGCGAACCACGAUGCCAAGGAACUUCACAUGUUCGUAUGGAGCUCCAGCGCUUCGCCAGUGUCCGAAGGCGGUGGGCUCCACGUAUUCGGUGCGACGGAGCAAUCUGGACGCUCUGAUCAGAGCGCCAAGGAGAUCCGGAUGUUAGUAGGUGAUCACCCUCAAAAUGGUGGGAACAAAGAGGUCUUUGGUGGGGAGGACCUCCGUUUCCCGGGUGGAAGAGGAAUGAUGAUGGGUGAAGGAGAAGAGGACGGAGAGAAAGAAGGGGCGACUGGCCUUUCCAAGCUGGGGUCGAGCUCGACUGCUGAGUUACACCCGAAAGCUGUGGGAACGACAGAAUCCGGCGCCGGGAAACAGAUGCCACCGGCAAGUGUGAUGACCCGGCUUAUUCUAAUCAUGGUUUGGCGCAAGCUAAUCCGGAACCCAAACACGUACUCGAGCCUCAUCGGUGUCGUCUGGUCUCUCAUCGCUUUUCGGUGGGAUCUGUCUAUGCCCAAAAUAAUAAAGGGUUCAAUCUCUAUACUCUCCGAUGCUGGUCUCGGCAUGGCCAUGUUCAGCUUAGGGCUGUUCAUGGCACUCCAACCGAAGAUAAUCGCCUGCGGGAACUCGGUGGCCGCCUUCGCCAUGGCCGUCAGGUUUCUGACGGGUCCGGCCGUAAUGGCCGCGGCUUCUAUUGCAGUUGGCUUACGCGGCCAGCUCCUCCACAUCGCAAUUGUACAGGCCGCUCUUCCGCAGGGGAUCGUCCCUUUUGUGUUCGCCAAAGAAUAUAACGUCCACCCAACCAUUCUCAGUACUGCGGUGAUAUUUGGGAUGUUAAUAGCGCUGCCAAUCACUCUGGUCUACUAUAUUGUUCUUGGGUUAUGAGAAAUUGAGGAGAUAGAUGUUAACAGCUACGUACAGAAACAGAAAAUAGAAAAGAAGAAUUGGGUUUGUAAUACAAGCGAAAGUUGACUCAAGCCGGAAAAUGCCAUUAGGGAGGUCAAUUCUCCGGCAAGCGAUGACCUUCGUAAUGUAUGUACCAAGCUUUAAUUUGACGCCUUUCCCCAUUCUCCUGUCCAAUUUUUGUAAACAAAGGAAAGGCUGACUGACUCAUGAAACCCACCCCAGAUAAGAAGACAAACCUCCCUAAAUGGGCAACGAAUACCUGUGUUAAAUUGGAUCCUAAGAACUCUACUUCCGAGUUGAGAAGGUGAAGGAAAAGGAGAGUUGGUCAAGCACCACUUGGACAAAAACAGAGGAAACGAGGAUUGGCCGAUUGGGUGGUCGAUGUCGAUCGAUUCUUUGUUUUCUAAUUUGUUUUCAUUUUCUUUUAGAUUCUUGUGUGUAUUCCGGGCUAAAACAUUCAUCUUUCUUCCUCGGAAACUAACAAACCACCCAAGCAAUGAAGUAUCAGAUCGUUUUACUCUUAAA
Messenger RNA from Nelumbo nucifera (sacred lotus), 2916 nucleotides. It is a transcript of the gene PIN4, whose product is annotated as Auxin efflux carrier family protein. Lineage: Eukaryota; Viridiplantae; Streptophyta; Magnoliopsida; Proteales; Nelumbonaceae. The record is from RefSeq and is a predicted model, not a curated record. Gene Ontology annotation, biological process: auxin polar transport; auxin export across the plasma membrane. Gene Ontology annotation, molecular function: auxin efflux transmembrane transporter activity. Gene Ontology annotation, cellular component: plasma membrane; endoplasmic reticulum.